Messenger RNA from Knipowitschia caucasica, 1917 nucleotides. Lineage: Eukaryota; Metazoa; Chordata; Actinopteri; Gobiiformes; Gobiidae. The record is from the annotation of a GenBank genome assembly.
AUGUCCGAGCUGAGUGACGAGGCCAGUGAGUCGGAGCAGCUGGGGGCCAGUCUGUCUCUGUGGCUGGGGGAGUCCAUGCUCCUGCGGCCUGAAGAGCUGGAUGUGCCGCUGGACCUCCACACCGCCUGCUCCAUUGGACAGUACGACGUAGUGGCACAGACGAUCAAAAGAAGUGAAGUGGAUCUGGACAGAAAGAAUGUUGGAGGGUGGACCCCAUUAAUGUAUGCUGCUUACAUUGGCCAUGACAAUAUUGUCAAUCUGUUACUGGAGGCAGGCGUAAAUGUGAACGCCACGACAGCCAAUGGGUUGACUCCUCUGAUGUUAGCAGCCAGCUGUGGAAAUGAGAGCAUUGCAUAUUUUCUGCUUCAGCAAGGUGCAGAGUUGGAGAUGAAGGACUUUCGUGGCUGGACUGCAUUAUUUCACUGCACAAGCACAGGACAUCAGCAGAUGGUGAAGUUUCUGCUGGAUAACAAAGCUGACGCCAAUGUCAAGGAGCCUGUUUCUGGGUUCACUCCCUUGAUGGAAGCUGCAGCUUCUGGACAUGAAAUUAUAGUCCAGUAUCUGCUCGAUCAUAAAGUUAAAGUUGACCAUCGGAAUGCAAAAGGAGAAACUGCUCGGGUUUUGGCCAUGAUGUAUGGUUACAAAAAGAUCGUUAGCCUUAUUGAUUCUAGCUCCGAAAAGAUAAAGCAAGCCAGGCGCUUUGAGGACCCAAGUUCAUCUGAAGACUCUGAUACUGCACCACCGAGACUGAGGCUGAGCAGAACUCGAAGCAAAGGCGUCAGCAUCCAUGACGGUCCUCAAGCCAUCGCCAAGUUCAGAGUGGGAAACCAGAAGCCCAGCGAAACGACAGCACAGAGCAACACAGAGUUCAGUGACAAAGAACAAAGCGACAGCAUUCGUUUCCGUGAUGUCACUUCUCCGAUCAAUGAGUUGGACGGUCAAAGCAACAGCAGCAGAGAUGAAAGUCCUUUCUUUGACAACGACAUGCCGACCAUGAGGAGCAGCAGCAGCAGCAGCGAGGGCCUCCCUCACGUCAAGGCUCUGCAGUGGGAAGGCUCAGUGGAGAGUAAUGAGGACUCCGACCAAUGCAGAAAAAGUAGCUCCCGCCGAGUAAAUAAAGCAAAUUACUCUAAAGGAAAGAGUCGCCAUGGAGGCAGCACUUCAGCUCAGAGCUGCAGCACUUCAGCUCAGAGCUGCAGCACUUCAGCUCAGAGCUGCAGCACAGGGGACAGUGUGGAACCAAGCUCUCUGACCACAUCCUACUCUGGGCCCAAGGACUUGGCCGAAUUUCUGGAGCAAAUUGGUUUUUCCAAAUAUCUCCCAUUACUCGAGGAACAGGACAUUGACUUGAGAAUAUUUCUCACUCUUACUGAGAAUGAUCUAAAAGAAAUUGGUAUAACAUUAUUUGGUCCCAAAAGAAAGAUGACCUCAGCAAUUGCCCGAUGGCACAGUAACGCGCACCCCCCCAGUGACUCUCUAGAACAAGCGUAUGCGGACCAGCUGGAGGCAGAGAUGCAGGAAAUGGCCAUUCAGUUACACAAACGUUGUGAGGAGGUGGAGGGUCUACAGAGCCAAGUGUCUCAGGAGAAAGAGCUCCGCACAGUGAUGGAGGGAUGCCUGAUGGAGGAUAAGAUGGCAUGGAGGAGGGUUCAUGCUGAGCUGGUGGAGAACCACAGACUGACCCAGGACAUCAGUGCCACUCUGACAAAGACCAGGACCUGUCGCUCUGAGCUGCUGUCGUCUUUAGCUUCUGGGGACAACGAGACCAAAGAUGAACUUGGGACGUCGUCUGUAGAACUGUUGAAAAGGCUCGAAUCCUAUGAAGAGGCUUUGUCUGGAAACCUGCAGACUCUGCUCCAGAGCCUGCGGCGACUCAGUGCUCCUGAGAAAGUAUCCGACAGUUGGGAAAGGCCUUGA